This is a messenger RNA of Callorhinchus milii (elephant shark), 3250 nucleotides long. It is a transcript of the gene prkar2aa, whose product is annotated as protein kinase, cAMP-dependent, regulatory, type II, alpha A. Gene Ontology annotation, molecular function: O-acyl-L-carnitine transmembrane transporter activity. Lineage: Eukaryota; Metazoa; Chordata; Chondrichthyes; Chimaeriformes; Callorhinchidae. The coding region runs from base 65 to 988 and encodes 307 amino acids. Gene Ontology annotation, biological process: mitochondrial transport; carnitine transmembrane transport. Gene Ontology annotation, cellular component: mitochondrial envelope. The record is from RefSeq and is a predicted model, not a curated record. The transcript has 9 exons.
GAGGGGGUGCCAUGCGCAUGCGCGGCGGCGCGCGGUCUUUGAGCGGCUGCUGACAGUGAGGCUGAUGGCGGACACCGAGUCCCCGCCGCCCGCGGGGCAGCGGAUCAGCCCCGCCAAGAACUUCUUCGCCGGAGGGUUCGGGGGAAUGUGUCUGGUGCUGGCGGGGCACCCGCUCGACACUAUUAAAGUACGGUUACAGACUCAGCCAAAGUCACUGCCUGGCCAGUCACCAAUGUUCAAGGGGACCUUUGACUGCUUCAGAAAGACGCUGGUUCAAGAGGGCUUCCGAGGUCUAUAUAAGGGAAUGGCUGCACCGAUCAUUGGAGUCACGCCAAUGUUUGCUGUGUGCUUCUUUGGAUUUGGCUUGGGGAAAAAACUGCAACAGAAGAGGCCUGAUGAGGUCCUCACGUAUCCACAGCUGUUUGCUGCAGGAAUGCUCUCUGGAGUUUUCACGACAGUAAUCAUGGCUCCUGGCGAGCGGAUCAAGUGCCUUCUGCAGAUUCAGGCAACCUCUGGUGAGAAAAAGUAUGCCGGUCCCAUGGACUGUGUCAAGCAGAUCUACAGAGAAACUGGCAUUCGAGGCAUUUACAAGGGCACUGUUCUUACCCUCAUGAGAGAUGUCCCAGCGAGUGGGAUGUACUUCAUGUCGUACGAGUGGCUGAAAACUGUAUUAACCCCUGAGGGAACGAGUGUGAAUGAUCUCAGUGUACCCAGUAUCCUCUUUGCUGGUGGCGUAGCUGGAAUCCUUAACUGGACAGUUGCGAUUCCACCGGACGUACUGAAGUCCAGAUUCCAGACAGCUCCUGAAGGGAUGUAUCCCAAUGGAUUCCGUGACGUACUGCGAGAGCUGGUCAGAGAGGAAGGCAUCGUUUCACUCUACAAAGGCUUCACCCCGGUGAUGCUCCGAGCCUUCCCAGCCAACGCGUCCUGCUUCCUUGGCUUUGAGGUCGCCAUGAAGUUCCUGAACUGGUUGGCGCCUGAUCUCUGAGUGUGGAACGUUGAGGAUUGAGAUACUACCUGCCUUUCAAUUGUGAAAUUAAUGAUUCUGAAGAAAAAUUGCACUUGCCUUAACUUCUAUCGUGGACGACUGUGGCUUCCGUAAAACUAAUGUUUAAUUAGCCAUAUUUUAGCAGUAAUAUAUUACGUGGAGCAGGAAUUAAUGGAUUUUAAAAUCAGCGAAGGUUACAGACAUGCUUGAGAGGUACAGGGGCUUGUCUCGUGUUAAUUGUUUCCAUUGCUGCACAAUCAUUUUCGGAGGAAAUCAAACGAUUUAGAUCUAGGUUUCUGCUUGUUCUGAUUAGCAGUGUGUUUUUUUUUGAGUAUGUGUGUCACUGUCUAGCAGGGAAUGGGAGAGAGAGAAAGCAAACCAUAUAAUGGUGAGGUGUACUAUGAAUAUACCGGGAAAAUGUAUAACCCACAGAUAACUCGCGGGAAAGAAAUUUCAUUGUAUACUAAUGGUCUAAACUUGAAUUAUGGGGAUUGUAUAAAAUGGGAGCUUAAUGUGGAUGUCCUACAAAUCUCAAUUAGUAAGGGCUCAAGAUUGAUUAUAAUCCUUGUAUUUGCUAUAUGUAGUGCCUUAUCCUGUUGAAACAUCCUGAAGCACUUUACAGUUAAACAUGGGCAGGAGCUUUGCAGACAAUAAGGUCCCAGAAACAGCCAUGAAGUCAAUGACUGAAUGAACAUGGUCCAUUUACUGCCUAAGCCUCCACCCUGCCCCAUGCGUUGAGUGGGUGGUGUAUGGGAGACAAGAUAUUGCCAGUUGGUAUUGAGCCUGGGUGGACCAUGUGUGAAAAGGUUCUCUUCGUCUGAUCUUGUGUUUAGCAAAGUGGUGCUUUUCCAGCUUCAGUAACAUAUUGCUCUGGUGAAGGGGUAACUUUCAGUGAAAACAUGACAAACCUGAAUAUUAUAAAACCGCCACUGCCCAUGAGCUAGACUUGGGAACACCUCAGUGUAUGCAAAUGCCUCUAGAAUUGUAAUAGCAGCACUGCAAUCCACCUGGAGGAGCAUGUAGGUUGAAAAGAUCUGCUUUAAUGAUGUGUAUUAAUUUUUUUUAAAUCCGAAAAACUAUCAAGCACUAUUGAGGCAUAAACAUUCGUGUAUUUUAAUGCCAGUAAUGUGCCUUCCAUUUUAUAAACACUGCUCCCAAUUUGAGCCACGUGCUGGCAAUACUGAACUGGAUCUGUGGGGAGUGGGAUGGGGUGGGGGGGCAGAAACUGCGAGAAUUUCCAGGACACUAGAAAAAGCACAAAAACUAAUGGCACUUACAGCUGGGCGUUGACCAGCCCCCAGCACUAGCUUUACAUCGUUGAUGAGGUCAUGAUGUGGAGGUGAAUUUGAAUGAAGGUAGAGAUAGUCCAUGGACCGAAAGCCUUGAGGAGCAAGACGUAGAGGCUGACUGCUGUGAGAUCCAGAGUUGCUCCUGAUCCUCAGUGUUAUAUUGAGCCCAGGAGUACUACUUGACUCAAUGGGACACUGUUAUUGGUUGACAGGUGUUUGCCACCUGGUCACAGUCCAUUGGUACCCCUCUUUUCUCCCCUUCCCUCACCCCCACUCCGGCCACCAGUUCUAGCCAUCAGGCAGCCCUAGUCUGUGCUCACUGGCUACCCAAUGUACCAUGCUCUCCAAUGAACAUUGUCUUGUGUGCAGGUGUGAGCAACUAUCAAUGCAGUUAAUCAAACUAUAUUAGUCAGCCACGCAGACUGCAAUUCUUGUGCUUUGGUUUUGAAGAUAGAGUCCGACCCUGUUGUAAAGCUUCAGAUGGAGCACAGUAACACAGCGAGUGAGCAGUGUACAGGUCUACUUUCUAAACAUGUCUUCAGACGUCAACAGUAGAAAAUCAAGAUUGGUUGCUGCUGACUGGAAGCUUUCUGUUUAGGCAACAACAAGUUGCAUUUAUAAUGCGCCCUUCAGGUGGGGCGUCCCGGAGCACUUAAGACAUAGCAUGGCUCAGUGACUUCACCAGCCCAGCACCAUGUGUUAACAGGUUGGAUUGUACAGAUGUCUGAAUUUGUGGAAUUUCUUAACCAGUUUCUUUACUAAGGAAUCCAAGCUGCUUGAGUGAGGAUUUCCUCCCAAGAAUCCAAAGUACAUUACUCCAACCUGCAACAACUCCUCUACUUCCCAAACGGAGAUCUUCCAUGGGUUUUCUUGGAGGAUACCUCAACUCGGGAACUCUGAAAAGACCUUCCGUACAUCAGACCUCAAGCUGGUGAUUUUGGAUCUAUGUUAAAUAAAUACUGCUUGAACAUUA